CGAUCACCUGCUAAAUAGGAAUGAUAAAAAUGCUGCACUCGUUGAUGAUUCUGUUCACUGUCUCAGGUGUUCUCACUCAGGACAGUAGAUGGGGUGUGAAUUAUCCCAAUAAGUCGAUCUGUGCUGUGAGAGGAUUCAGUGUCUCCAUUGCCUGUAGUUAUUAUUAUCCAACAUCAAAUCCCAAGAGUCAGGUCACACAAAUGCUCUGGUGCUCAGUGAACUCAAACAAAGGAAAGUAUGAAUGCCCUCCAUAUGUUUAUAACAGCUCAUCAAACACCAAGUCAGACUUUGAGUAUGUUGGAGACGACAAAUCAAACUGCACUUUGUUAAUCCACAAUGUACAGUUCAGUUAUUCUGGAGUGUACAAAUUCAGAUUUAUAACUAAUUCGGCCAGUGUCAAGUACCCGGAUGUACUCCAGACAGAUGUACCCGGAGUGACUCUACAAGUUGCAGAUUUAAAGGUGUCACUAAUCAGGCUCAGUGGAAACGGAACCCUUAAACAAGGAGACUCGUUAAAUCUGACGUGUGAUGUGAACUGCACACACAGUUCCUCACAGUUUGUGUGGUCUAAGAACAACGAGCAGUUAAACACAUCAGGACCCGUUCUUCACUUUCCUGCUCUAACCGUGAGGGAUUCUGGGAAUUACACCUGCACUUGGAAAACCAAGGAGACGUCAGGAUCUAAAACCAUCAGCCUUCAGGUCUGUAAUUCCUUUUUAACAGGUGAAAAUCAACAGACAGUCUGGAUCAUUGUUUCUGUGACAGUCACAAUGAUUUUGAUUUUAGUGACUGGAGCUGUGAUGUACAACAGGAGGUUUCUGUGUAAGCGCAGGAGUGUCCGCACUGAGCAGCAGAAGGAGGACAGUUCUAAUAUCUACGCUAAUGUACAGCACAUAAAGGAUGACUUUGUUAUAUAUGCUAAUUUCCAGCAGCAGAUCGAUGAAACUGCUAUAUAUGCUAAUGUACCAUAACAACGAGCUGAGCACAGAUCCACACCUCAUUAUCUUCAAGCUGAAAAAACAACAACAUGCAUCAUACACAUUUACAGUGUGUUGUAUAUAAACAAGUUGUAAUAAUCUUGAGUGGAUCAAAAUGCAGAGAGAAAAGAAAAAGAGUGACUUAGAGUUUAGUGGAUGCCGUCAUGACCAGAGAGAAACUCGAGUCGAGAUACUACAGGCAGCAUUUGGAGAAAAUACAAGAAAGAGAAACAGAAAGUCUCGUGGUUGAAAGAGUAUUCAGGGUUUCGUAAAUAGUUACCCAUGUGAAAAACCUUACACUUUUUUUUAUAAAGUAAAUUCAUCCCUUCAUGCAUUUUGGGAUCUGAAUAGUGCAUGAUUAUACUAAAACCUACUUAUAUCAAAGUGUGUAUUGUAUUAAGGAAUUGUAUCAGAGCCCCCUUUAAAUGUGUAAUUUAAGCCUAACUAAAUAGGUGCAGUAAAUAGGUAAAAAACUAAAUAGAUAAAAACAAUAAAUAAACCUGAAUGAAUUCACUCCUGAGUACCCU
Molecule: messenger RNA, 1504 nt
Organism: Clarias gariepinus (North African catfish)
Lineage: Eukaryota; Metazoa; Chordata; Actinopteri; Siluriformes; Clariidae
Exons: 5
Coding region: 21-971 (316 amino acids)
Source: RefSeq, a predicted model, not a curated record